AUGAGCUCACCACUUCUAUCAAACGCGAAGAUCCGCGAAUAUAGGAAUCUGAUCCGAAAUCAUGGCGACGACUUCAUCAAAAAGAUGCCCAAGGUGGAGAUGCACGUCCACAUUGAGGGAACCAUGAUGCCAGACCUGCGGUGGUCGCUCGCACAGCGCCAUAAAGAGCCUAUACCCAACCCCAGAACCGGAAAGCCUUGCCGGGAUUUAUCGGAGCUGCAAAGCAUGUAUGAACUACUCCAUGACCUCGAAGAAGGAGGCGUGGAGGGCGGAAUGCUCCGGUUUUUCGAUCUCUACUAUGGCGGAUUUGAAGUCUUGCGGGACGAGGAAGACUUUUACCGGCUUGCGAUGAAUUAUUUCCACCGUGCGGCGGAGAUGAACGUUCGAUAUUGCGAACCGUUUUUUGACCCCCAAGGGCAUACGCGGAGGGGUGUGUCUUGGGAAACCAUGAUGAAGGGCUUUCGGAGGGCUCAGUUGGAGGCGACGGAACAAUUAAAUGUCCAGUCCCAGUGGAUCAUGUGUUUUCUGCGAGACAUGUCCCCGGAAUCAGCCAUGUCCCAUUACACCGACGCCCUUCCGUAUCGCGAUAUGAUUGCCGGAAUUGGGCUCGACUCGCUGGAAACAGACCGACCACCGCUACUGUUCGAGGAAGUAUUUCGUCGCGCGAGAAGAGACGGUUUCAGGAUCACCUGUCACUGCGAUGUCGGCGCAAAGGACUCUCUCCGCCAUAUUGCCCAAGUGCUCGACCAGCUCGGUGGCACCGGAGCAGACCGAAUUGACCACGGUCUGCAUGCUGCGGAUGAUCCUUCUCUUCUCUCCAGAGUAAGAGAAAAGGACCUGGGGAUGACGAUCUGCCCAUGGGGGUACCUGUGCUACUCGGGCGAGAGCAAAAUUCUGGAACGUGUUCGUAUUCUGCACGAUGAAGGCAUCAAGAUUGCGAUCGGCAGUGACGACCCAGCCUAUAUGGAAGAUAUUUGGCUUAACCAUAGUCUCUACCUGCUCCGUGAAUUAUGCCAUUUCACGGAUGAGGACUUCUUAGUGCUUCAAAGGAAUGCGGUCGAUAUAUGCUGGGCUUCUACUGGCACCAAAAGGCAAAUCAUAGCGGAACUGGAGGGAUUCCAGAAGUCAAAGCCACGGAUGCUCGUUUAG
Molecule: messenger RNA, 1149 nt
Organism: Aspergillus alliaceus
Lineage: Eukaryota; Fungi; Ascomycota; Eurotiomycetes; Eurotiales; Aspergillaceae
Product: adenosine deaminase family protein
Exons: 2
Coding region: 1-1149 (382 amino acids)
Biological process (GO): adenine catabolic process; hypoxanthine salvage; purine ribonucleoside monophosphate biosynthetic process
Cellular component (GO): cytosol
Molecular function (GO): adenine deaminase activity
Source: RefSeq, a predicted model, not a curated record